AUGGCACCCGCAAAGAAGAAGCAGCGGCUGUCGAACGGUAGUGCUGCUCCUGUAGAAGCAGUGCAUGGCGACAGCGAACCACAAGAAGCAAAGGAAAAAGCCGCGGAGAAGCCAGACCAACGCCGCUCGCUCUUCGUCCGCUCGCUACCACCAAACGCAACUUCAGAGUCCCUCACCGAGCUCUUCUCCGAGUCGUACCCAGUCAAGCAUGCCACAGCAGUCAUCGACUCAGCUACAAAGCAGUGCAGAGGCUACGGUUUCGUCACAUUCGCCGAUGCGGAGGACGCAGAACGAGCACGAGCCGAGUUCAACGGGCACACCCUCGAUGGUCGCAAGCUGCGGGUAGAGCUCGCAGAGCCCCGCCAACGUGAUGCUGAGAAGAAAGGCAAAGACCCCGCCGCGGUAGUCAAGAGCCAACGACAGCAAGACAUACCACAGCCUUCGCGACUCAUUGUGCGAAAUCUGCCAUGGACGGUCAAGAGCUCUGAUGAUCUGGGCAAGCUGUUUCUAAGCUACGGAAAAGUAAAGCAGGCGUACAUUCCCAAGCAGAAGAAUGGAUUGCUGGCUGGGUUCGGAUUCGUGGUGUUGAGAGGGAGGAAAAAUGCUGAGAAGGCUCUAGAAGGUGUGAAUGGGAAGGAAGUUGAUGGGAGGACGCUUGCUGUUGACUGGGCGGUGAGCAAGGGUGAAUACGAGAAGCUACUGAAGAAGGGCGGGGAUGCGGACGAGGAUGCGGACGAGGAUGGGGUGGAGAAAGCUGAUGAAGGCCAGGAUGUUGAUGGUGAAGAUGAGCAUUCAGACGAAAGUGAGAUUGACGGCGACGAUGCGGAGAAGGUGCCAGGCGAAUCAGACGGCUUCGAGGACUUUGACGAAGACGCUGAUGUCGAUGUUGAUAUGAACGACGACGAGGAAGCCGAGACUGACGGGGACAAGUCUGAGGAUCGCUCGUCCACUCUGUUCGUGCGCAACCUUCCAUUUACGUGCACAGACGAGGAUCUCGAAGAUCACUUCUCAGCCUUCGGCGCUACCAGGUAUGCACGAGUGGUGAUGGACGCGAUCACUGGUCGAUCAAAAGGCACAGGAUUUGUCUGCUUCUACAACAAGCCAGAUGCCGACGCUUGCAUUCGAGCUGCGCCGAGACGGACACUGCCAGCUACUCCAAACGAUGCUAAGGAUAGCAAAACCCUUCAAGCACCAAACUCGAUCCUUCAGAACGAAGACGCCGACCCAUCAGGACAGUACACAAUGGACGGCCGAGUGCUGCAAGUCUCGCAAGCACUCGACAAGUCGUCUGCAGACCGUCUGACCCAGGAGGGCGCCGCCCAUCGACACAAGAGCAAAGAAGACAAGCGACGUCUUUACCUGCUAUCUGAAGGCACGAUCUCAACAAAAUCAAAACUGUACGAAAAGCUCUCACCGUCAGAGCGCAAUAUGCGCGAAGCCAGUGCGAAGCAGCGAAAGCAACUCAUCGAAAGCAACCCCUCCCUUCAUCUCAGCCUAACCCGCCUCUCCAUUCGGAACAUCCCGCGAAGCAUCGGCUCGAAAGAGCUCAAAGCGCUUGCGCGUGAAGCCGUGGUCGGGUUUGCGACAGAUGUCAAAGCCAGCACCAGAGAACCACUCUCGAAAGAGGAGCUCUCUCGCGGUGGCGAAGAGAUGCAAGAAGCCGAGAAAGCUCGGAAGAAAGCGGGCAAGGGCGUGGUGAAGCAGGCGAAAGUCGUGUUCGAGGGCCAAGGCGGGAGUAAGGUCAGCGAGGACACUGGUGCAGGUAAAAGUAGAGGUUAUGGGUUCAUUGAGUACUACACUCAUCGUAAUGCGCUUAUGGGGUUGAGAUGGCUGAACGGACAUGCUGUUGGAUAUCAGGUGAAGGACAAUUCGAAGGCGAAAGCUGCUGCGAAGGAGGAAAUACAGGAUCGGAAGAAGAGGCUGAUUGUGGAAUUCGCGAUUGAGAAUGCACAGGUUGUCAUGCGAAGGAAGGAUAACGAGGUGAAGGCGAGAGAGCGCAGUAAGGCGGUUGAGCGCGGAGAGCUGCCUCUCCAUCAGCCUGUUGAGGGUGAAGAGGAUAGUGGGUCACGAAAGAAGAAGAAGAAGGGGUCGCUCAAGCGGAAGCGUGAUGACGAGCGCAGUGAGGACUCCACCAAACGACCGCGGCGGCCACGCGAGAACGGAUCUGAGAAGGGCAAGCCAGGACGACAGAGGGAUCGCUUUGGCAUGAUCAGACGAGGGACCGGGAAGGGGGUUGAAGGUGACAAGGGCGAUAAGGCAGUGCCGAAUGGCGGUGCCGAGAAGAAGGAGAAGAAGGUCGUCGAUGAGAAGCUAGUGAAGAGGAACCAGAUUAUCGGGCGGAAGCGGGCAAUGCGGAAAAAUCGGGCUGGAGGCAGCAAGUAG
Molecule: messenger RNA, 2382 nt
Organism: Saxophila tyrrhenica
Lineage: Eukaryota; Fungi; Ascomycota; Dothideomycetes; Mycosphaerellales; Extremaceae
Gene: NOP4
Product: RNA recognition motif-containing protein
Exons: 1
Coding region: 1-2382 (793 amino acids)
Cellular component (GO): nucleolus
Molecular function (GO): mRNA binding
Source: RefSeq, a predicted model, not a curated record